Molecule: messenger RNA, 1233 nt
Organism: Uncinocarpus reesii 1704
Lineage: Eukaryota; Fungi; Ascomycota; Eurotiomycetes; Onygenales; Onygenaceae
Exons: 4
Coding region: 1-1233 (410 amino acids)
Cellular component (GO): cytoplasm
Molecular function (GO): hydrolase activity, acting on ester bonds
Source: RefSeq, a predicted model, not a curated record
AUGAGAUUCGGAUUCCGAGAUGGGCGGGGUUCUCCCCAGGCUCCCCUCCAGCCAGAGCCAAGCAACGACUUCACCUUGCGGUUCGCCGAGGAUGGCACAUUCAAGAUCACUGUGUUCUCGGACUUCCACUUUGCAGAGUCCGAAGAUGGCAUCGGUCCAGUCAACGACGCAAAGACUGCCAAAGUGAUGCGAAACGUGCUUGAACACGAGCAUUCCCAGCUCGUGGUCCUCAAUGGAGAUCUGAUCUCUGGCUACGGCACAGUGGCCGACAACGCAACGCACUAUGUAGACCAGAUCGUUGCUCCAAUGGUCGAUGCGAACCUGCCAUGGGCAUCGACAUAUGGGAACCACGACAACGAGAGGUUUGCAAAACCGGGGAAGAUUUUCGAGCGGGAAAAGAGUUACCCCAAUAGCCUGACGCAGAAUAUGGUACCGGGCGGUUCUGAAAUCGGAAUGACAAAUUACUAUUUACCAGUGCAUUCGUCGUCGGGUUCGCAGCAUGAUGCGCCAGAAGUCCUCCUGUGGUUUUUUGAUAGCAGGGGAGGAGCUGAGCGCCGUGACUGGGUUCACAGUUCGGUUGUGAAAUGGUUUGAAGAGAAGAAUGCAAACCUGACUAAACAAUACAAUAGAGCCAUCCCAUCGUUGGCAUUCUUUCAUAUUCCUAUCAGUUCAAUGUUCACAUUCUGGACUCACCCCGGCGUUGACUCGAGGAGAGAACCGGGCUUCAAUGGAGAAAAGGUAUGGUGGCAGGGCCGAGGAUACGAUGACAAAACCGGUCAUGAUACCGCGUUCAUGGCCGCGCUGUCAAAAACAGACAGGCUGCUGGCCACUUUCAGCGGCCAUGAUCAUGAUAAUGACUGGUGCUUCAAGUGGAAUGGUACCACUUCUGAGCAGCCCGUAGCUGGAAAUGGUAUCCACGUGUGCUACGGCCGCCAUACCGGGUACGGAGGAUACGGGAAUCUGGAGCGCGGCGGACGACAGAUUCUGUUGAAAAAAGACACCCUUGACAAAAAUGAAGUGCUGACCUGGAUCCGCCUAGAAAGCGGACGCGUCCCCGUCAAUGUGACAUUAAACGCAACAUACGGACAGGAUGAAUACAAUCCGGUUUCGCGUCAUGUUGGGGUCAAGAGGGACAGUAUGGAGAGCCAAGGUCAUACUUUGGCCCCAGAAAUAUACUCAGUCAUGCUAUUCCUCUUUAUGAUGAUUUAUCUUCCUCUCAGGCUAUGGCACUGA